UCUGGCUUCCUUCUCGACGAAGUUUGACAAUUCAGCAGUUUAAUUUGCAAAAACUUGAAAGACUUUUAUUCAUUUCAUUUUUUAAUAAAUUCUAUUAGCUUAAAGAGUAUACAUAUAAAAUGUCCGAGAAUAAUGAUACCUCAAACGAAUCAAACAGUCUUGGUAGCGAUUCAAUCUUACAGUCAUCAAGGUUAACUGGUGGUGGUGUAAAUCCGGUUAUACGCUCGGGAGUAUUGCGACCGUCAGUACUUGGUCCUUCUGUUUUGGGUGCAGCAGCGCUGGGCAACAGCAACAACAAUUCGCUUGCCAAUGUGAAUGCAAAUUCGAUUUCCAAUUCAACAGCUACUAGUAAUAAUGGUGAUGAUGAAGAGGACUCUGUAAGCAGCACAACCAAUCAUAAUCCUUUCAUGAGGGAACAGAAAGACGAUGAGGAGGAAGAGAGCACAGAAAAUGAUUCAAAUGCUGCAGAAGGAGCUGUUGGAGGCGAAGCAGCCAAUGAGAAGGCGACGGAAGAGAAAAAGUCGGCAGACGAUGAUGAACCGGAUGAACGAUCAGAUCCUUUAAGCUUGCUUCGCAAAAAUGGGCUCGAACGAUCAAAUCUUUUUGCCGCGGCCAAAAGCUCUAUGCCGCUGGUGGAAAAAUCUGGUUUUGUUUUUGGACAAAAUGUGCAUGAACGAGUUGUUGGCGAGAAUAUCAAUCCUGAUGGUGUACAGAAAGCAGACAAUUCCGAGGCGAGUUGUUCUACUACUGGAGAGUUACUAUUUUCGAGUGUUAUACAAAAUGCAGCAAAAGCAGUGGAGUCUGACAAAGGUGCCACGACAAAAGAGAAUGAAACAAAGACACUAACCGAUGUAGCGCGCGAAUACGAAGAAAGUCGUGCUCAGAAGCGCAAAUACGAGGAGGUGGAGACAUUCACAGGCGAAGAAAAUGAAAUAAACAUUGUCGAUGUAAAUUGUAAGUUAUUUGCCUUCGUCAACAGCAACUGGGAGGAGCGCGGUCGUGGCAGUCUUCGUUUGAAUGACUCCAAAAAUGAGCAAGAAUGCUCUCGUGUUGUAUUUCGAACAUCGGGCAAUCUGCGCCUAUUGCUUAAUACAAAAGUUUGGGCUGGUAUGGUAGCACAACGUCCAAGCAACAAAUCACUGCGCCUUACUGCAAUGGACAAUACUGGUAAAAUCAAAAUAUUUUUAGUGAUGGGGCGUCCGGCAGACAUGGCGCUACUGCAUAAAGAAUUAUUAGAGAGAAUUGAACUCCGAAAAGUAUCACAUCCAGAAGAAUGCCGUGCGCCGACAGAAACGAAAAAUGGUAUAGGAUCAACUGCCAAUCAUGAAGAGGAGGAAAAAGAAGCUGAAGCCACCGCUGUACCAGAUCACGAAGAUUGCACAGAGCCAAGUCCCAAAAAGCCAUUGGUUAAUGAGGGCAAGAACUAAUACAUCGUUUUUAUAAAACAAAAAUCAGAAGUAAUAAAAAUAAUAAACUCUAUUUAAUAUUUGGAAAAGAAAAAAAUGUAAUAAGUAUUUUGCAGAAUUGAAAAUUGAAUGCACACAAGAUGGACUGCAUAAAUACUGUUAAUGAAUUUUAAAAAACUCAAUAUGUCCAAAUUAAGCUAAAAACUGAUCAAAUAACGGUUAUGGCUAAAGGCAAAACAUUGAUUUCUUUUGUACCGUAUAAACAACAACGAAUUAUACAGCGCAGUAGAAAUGUUUUCUAGAUCCAACUAGAAGUUAUACACAACAGUUUAUAAAUAUUUACUAGAUAGUUAGAAGGCGGUAGCAAAAGGGUCGAGCUCAGCGCUAAAAUAUGCAAUGUUGCUGAGUUAUAAUUCAAUUUAUCAGUGAAUACCGUAAUUUAUCAAUUUUUUUUUGUAGGCGUUUUGCGAAUUUGUAGUUCAAAAACGUUUUUCAUAUGCAUAAAUUUAAUUUAUGAUUUUACAUACCAAACAUACAAAAAAUGCAAAUGUCCAAUCAUAUCAUUUUUCAAUUGCAUGUGCUUUAUGUGUGGGAUAUUUCAUUUAUUCUCUAUUAUUAAGCUACCUACCGAUUUUCCAUACAUUUGUGCUCUGCAUAUAAACUACAACAAAAAUAUGUUUAUAUAUACUUUUAAUAAUGAAUUGUAGUAUAAAUGAAAGCAAAGUUGAAAACAAUGAAUAUUUGAAAAGCAUUUGGAAGAAGAAGCAAAUAAAAUUAAAUAAAUUUA
This is a messenger RNA of Bactrocera latifrons, 2193 nucleotides long. It is a transcript of the gene RanBP3, whose product is annotated as ran-binding protein 3. Lineage: Eukaryota; Metazoa; Arthropoda; Insecta; Diptera; Tephritidae. The record is from RefSeq and is a predicted model, not a curated record. The transcript has 6 exons. The coding region runs from base 120 to 1427 and encodes 435 amino acids. Gene Ontology annotation, molecular function: GTPase activator activity. Gene Ontology annotation, biological process: protein export from nucleus. Gene Ontology annotation, cellular component: cytoplasm; nuclear pore.